Messenger RNA from Megalops cyprinoides (Indo-Pacific tarpon), 1907 nucleotides. It is a transcript of the gene ldhba, whose product is annotated as lactate dehydrogenase Ba. The record is from RefSeq and is a predicted model, not a curated record. Gene Ontology annotation, molecular function: L-lactate dehydrogenase (NAD+) activity. Gene Ontology annotation, biological process: carboxylic acid metabolic process. The transcript has 8 exons. The coding region runs from base 350 to 1354 and encodes 334 amino acids. NCBI's taxonomy places the organism in Eukaryota, Metazoa, Chordata, Actinopteri, Elopiformes, Megalopidae. Gene Ontology annotation, cellular component: cytoplasm.
UUGGACUAGUGCCAGCCUGUAACCAAGGAGGAAGCGGGUCAGCCCUCAAUCAACAUAUUCCACAUUCCCUUUAAGAGUUUAUAUUCGCGGAGACUGUCCAACCGACCUGCUCCGCGCCCCACUUCUCGGUCCACACGACCACCUCUCUCGCGUAAAAGCCGCUUAAUAUUCCCCCGCUCCGGGCUUACGGGAAACCUCUCUUCGACUCCAGCCUCCGCGAGUCGUCAGCGCGCACACUCAUUGUCACGGCGAACCUUCCUGAACCGAAGUGACGCAUUCUUCCUCUCUGCAGCUUUGCGGGAACCGAGGGAACACGCACUUUUAAUCGCUCUGCAAAAAAUCGUGGAUCAUGGCCUCUGUUAUGCAGAAACUCAUCACCCCCCUGGCCAGCGGCCCCGCUGAGCCCCCCAGGAACAAGGUGACUGUGGUGGGAGUGGGGCAGGUGGGCAUGGCCUGCGCUGUCAGCAUCCUCCUGCGGGAGCUGGCUGAUGAGAUGGCCCUGGUUGAUGUGAUGGAGGACAAGCUGAAGGGAGAGAUGAUGGAUCUGCAGCAUGGCAGCCUCUUCCUCAAGACACCCACGAUUGUGGCUGACAAAGACUACUCCGUGACAGCCAACUCCCGCAUCGUUGUGGUGACGGCCGGCGUGCGCCAGCAGGAGGGUGAGAGCCGGCUGAACCUGGUCCAGAGGAACGUCAACAUCUUCAAGCACAUCAUUCCCCAGAUCGUCAAGUACAGCCCCAACUGCACCCUCGUUGUGGUGUCCAACCCAGUGGAUGUCCUGACCUACGUGACCUGGAAGCUGAGCGGCCUGCCCAAGCACCGCGUCAUCGGCAGCGGCACCAACCUGGACUCCGCCCGCUUCCGCUACCUGAUGGCUGAGAAGCUGGGCAUACACUCCAGCAGCUUCAACGGCUGGAUCCUGGGCGAACACGGAGACUCCAGCGUCCCUGUGUGGAGCGGUGCCAACGUGGCUGGAGUGAGCCUGCAGAAGCUGAACCCUGACAUCGGCACUGAUGCUGACAAGGAGAACUGGAAGGAGGCACACAAGAUGGUGGUGGACAGUGCUUACGAGGUGAUCAGGCUGAAGGGCUACACUAACUGGGCCAUUGGUCUGAGUGUGGCUGACCUGACCGAGUCCCUCAUUAAGAACCUCAACAGGAUCCACCCUGUCUCCACCAUGGUCAAGGGCAUGUACGGGAUCAACGAUGAGGUGUACCUGAGCCUGCCCUGCGUGCUGAACAACGGGGGCGUGGCCAGCGUGGUCAACAUGACCCUGACUGACGAGGAGGUGGGCCAGCUGAGGAAGAGCGCCGAGACGCUGUGGGGCAUCCAGAAGGACCUGAAGGACCUGUAGAGCUCUUACUGACCUGCGGGGGGCGCCUCACACUCCUGAACCUCCUCCGUCCCCCCUCCCCACUCUCUGACACCUCUCUCUCCUCCAGUUCCACACUCCUGUGCCCCACCUCAACCACCUGUACACUCCUCUACCUCCCUCCCUCAUCUGCCUCCACACUCCUCCACCCCUCCCUCCUACACUUCUACACUCCCACACCUCCGCCUCAUUUGAGGGGUAAUUUUUUUGUUGUCGUGCCCCCAGUUGGAGAUUUUAAUUAGAUCAGAAUGUGGCCGUUUCUCAUUUGCACUUAAGAACCAUUCAGAAUGACUCCCUGUGUGACAUCCCACUCUCUGAAUAAUCUCUGUGUGACCUUAUUUGGCAUUAUGAAAGAAGACCUUGAGUCUUUCUGUCUCUCUGUCAGGGUCACAGGGAAGGGACAGAGGAGGAUUAUGUGAUGGGUCAGCCUACUUGAUUUUUGUCAAUCAUACUGUAACUGUCAAUCAUGUUGUUCCUUGUGGUUAAAAUGCUGUUAAAACAGUAUCCAUGAGUAAAUAAAACGUUUAAACUCGAA